Vigna umbellata (rice bean) is the source of this 1644-nucleotide messenger RNA. Its product is annotated as Auxin efflux carrier family protein. Gene Ontology annotation, cellular component: membrane. Lineage: Eukaryota; Viridiplantae; Streptophyta; Magnoliopsida; Fabales; Fabaceae. The record is from RefSeq and is a predicted model, not a curated record. Gene Ontology annotation, biological process: endoplasmic reticulum to cytosol auxin transport.
GGCACGUGAAAACUGAAAGGGUUCAUUGCAAUGACACGAGUAAGAGUUGAAUACGCCAUAGUAUCUUAUCAUCUGCCACAGGUUCGUUAGUUGUUAAUCUCUUUGUGUUGAGGAUUCAGAAAUUUUGAAUCUUACGGCUGUAGGCGAAUGACAGUGAAAACUGUGUCUCCAAAUUUUGCAUGAGGUAGUUUUUUUCUUUGGGCUGAAACAUGUUUGCUGAUAAUACUUUGACGGCUGCUCGUGCGGAUCUGGCAGCUGCUAUAGUUCCAUUGUUGAAGCUGCUAUGCCUUACAGUCAUAGGGCUAGUUCUUGCAAACCCAAGAAUGCAAUUCAUUCCUAGAGCUACGUUUAAACUUCUUAGUAAACUUGUGUUUGCCCUGUUCUUGCCUUGCCUUAUAUUUACUGAUCUAGGUGAAAGCAUUACUCUUGAAAAUUUUGUGGAUUGGUGGUUUAUCCCUGUUAAUGUGUUAGUGAGUACAGCUAUUGGAUGCUUACUCGGGUUCUUAGUGGUGAUCAUAUGUAAACCACCUCCAGAGUUAAACCGAUUUACUAUUAUAAUGACGGGAUUUGGUAACACUGGAAACCUCCUCCUUGCUGUGGUUGGAUCUGUUUGCCAUAGUGAUGAUAAUCCAUUUGGGAAGCAUUGCAACACUAGAGGGGUGACAUAUGUUUCUUUAUCUCAAUGGGUUUCUGUUAUCCUCGUAUACACUCUUGUUUAUCACAUGAUGGAACCUCCUAUGGAGUAUUACGAGAUUGUUGAGGAAGGGAUUGAAAUCGAGGAAGAGCAAGUAUUGAAUGAUAUCAGUAGACCACUCCUUGUAGAAGCUGAGUGGCCUGGCAUCGAGGAUAAAGAGACUGAGCAUUCUAAGACUCCGUUUAUUGCUAGGAUAUUUAAAAGCAUCUCAGGUAUAUCCCCGUCCAAUAUUCCUGAGCUUGAAGUGACAUCAGAAAGUGGUGGGAAUAGUCCAAAAUCCAUUAGGUGCUUGGCUGAACCUAGAGUUGUCAGGAGGAUCAGAAUUGUUGCUAAACAAACUCCCAUUCAGCAUAUACUUCAACCCCCAACACUUGCCUCUCUAUUGGCUAUUAUUGUUGGCACAGUGCCUCAGCUUAAGGCUCUGUUCUUUGGAUAUGAUGCUCCGUUAUCUUUCAUUACAGACACUUUGGAGAUUGUAGCAGCGGCAAUGGUACCUUCUGUGAUGCUUGUACUGGGGGGUAUGCUUGCUGAAGGACCAAAUGAGUCUAAACUUGGGCUUAAAACUACUGUUGGUAUUACUGUGGCAAGACUUCUGGUGCUUCCUGUCCUGGGAAUUGGGAUUGUGACUUUGUCAGAUAAGCUAAAUUUCCUAGUUGAGAAUGAUGCUAUGUUCAGAUUUGUGCUUUUGUUGCAGUACACUACACCGAGUGCUAUUUUACUGGGGGCAAUUGCCAGCUUAAGGGGUUAUGCAGUUAGUGAAGCCUCAGCCCUUCUCUUCUGGCAGCAUGUAUUCGCCCUUUUAUCCUUUUCAUUGUACAUCGUUAUCUACUUCAGAAUUAUUAUGUAUGUGUGAAGUUGCAGUAUACCUUGACGUUCAUGAUUUAAAUUGUGUUUUUCUGGCUUGUUUUGGAUUCACGAUGAAAUUGUUGAUGCAUGGUUCUUUCCUUGCA